Penicillium coprophilum is the source of this 378-nucleotide messenger RNA. RefSeq lists its product as uncharacterized. The record is from RefSeq and is a predicted model, not a curated record. The transcript has 2 exons. Lineage: Eukaryota; Fungi; Ascomycota; Eurotiomycetes; Eurotiales; Aspergillaceae. Bases 1 to 378 code for a protein of 125 amino acids.
AUGGCGGACGAUCAUCUAUACCUACCCCUUCCUGGGGACCGCCGGAUCUGCCAUGUACACCAUAGUGUUCCCCAGGACCGCCGAAGCUUCCAGGCCCACCCUGAUCUUGCUGUGGUCCUUGGAUUACACCGCGAGGCCCUCCAAAGCCGGGAUUGCCAGGGCCUUACUAGUGGCUGUGGUGAUGGUUGGGUUGGUGCUCAUGCUGAUUUUCUUGCUGGUGAUGGUGCUGGUGGUCGUGGUGGUCUUUGUGGUCGUGAUUCUCGUGUCCAUGUUGAUGAUCGUGUUGAUGAUCGUGCUGCUGGUUGUGGUGGUUGUGAUGGUCGUGAUUCUCGUGUUCGUGCUUACCGUGCUCGUCGUGGUGGCUCAAGGGACCCAUGA